AUGGCGUCACAUACAGACCACCCUCCCCCCGACGCGGGAGCAUCCGAGAUCCGCAACGAAGUCAAAAAACCCAAGAAAAAGAAGGUCCUCCUCAUGGGUAAAUCCGGGUCCGGCAAGUCCUCCAUGAGAAGCAUCAUCUUCAGCAACUAUAUUGCCCGCGACACUCGAAGACUAGGCGCCACCAUCGACAUCGACCUCUCCCACGUCAAGUUCCUCGGCAACCUCACCCUCAACCUCUGGGACUGCGGCGGCCAAGAAGCCUUCAUGGAGAACUACCUCUCCCAACAACGCGUCCACGUCUUCUCCAACGUCGGCGUCCUCAUCUACGUCUUCGACAUUGAAUCCCGCGACGUAGACCGCGACCUAGCAACCUACGUAUCCAUCCUCUCCGCCCUCCUGCAAUACUCCCCCGCCGCCAAAAUCUACAUCCUCAUCCACAAAAUGGACCUCGUCGUCCCCACGGCCCGCGAGACCGUAUACGACGAACGCGUCCGCACCGUCAAGCAAAAGACGACCGAGUACGUCAACUCCGUCGGCGGAGACGUGAGCGCCAUUGAACUCACCCCCUUUGCGACAUCAAUCUGGGAUCAGAGCUUGUACAAGGCAUGGGCAUCCAUUAUUCACGACCUGGUGCCUAAUUUGUCGGUGAUUGAGCGCAACCUGGCGAAUUUGGGCAUGGCUAUUGAAGCAGAGGAGCUGCUGCUCUUUGAGAGAACGUCGUUUCUGGCCGUUUCAUCAUGGACGUCGGCUGAGGGGCGCCGCAACCCCACAGAGGAUAGGUUGGAGCGCAUGUCGAAUAUUAUGAAACACUUCAAGCAGAGCAUAUCGCGCUUUACGGGAACGCCUAGGAAUGCAGAGCAGUUUAUUCGCAUGGAGCACAAGGCUGGCAUGCGGUUCAACUUGUUUAUUCUAAAGUUUACGACGAAUACGUAUCUCAUGGUGGUGCUUCCGCCGGGGGAAGCGAGAUUCAAUGCGGCAAUGCUAAAUUGUCAGAUUGCCAUUGAGCAUUUCAAAUUUUUGGAUGGGCCGGCUCCGCAGGCUGCUGCAGCGGCGGCCGUACCUGCUGCGUCGUGA
Molecule: messenger RNA, 1074 nt
Organism: Pochonia chlamydosporia 170
Lineage: Eukaryota; Fungi; Ascomycota; Sordariomycetes; Hypocreales; Clavicipitaceae
Product: GTP-binding protein GTR1
Exons: 2
Coding region: 1-1074 (357 amino acids)
Biological process (GO): regulation of autophagy; cellular response to starvation; cellular response to amino acid stimulus
Cellular component (GO): nucleus; Gtr1-Gtr2 GTPase complex; fungal-type vacuole membrane
Molecular function (GO): GTPase activity; GTP binding
Source: RefSeq, a predicted model, not a curated record